AUGCUACAAAAGUUAAGGGAAAACUAUGAGAAAAAAGCAGAAAACGAAAGACUAAGAUUAGAUGAACUUAAGAAAGAAAUCGAAGAAGUUAAGCAGAAAAUUGAAGAUUAAAGGAUUCAACUCAGAAAGAACUAAGAAGUUAAAAUUGAGCAACCGACAUUGCAGCAAUAAAUAUCAAAUAAUGGUGAGGAUGGAAAUGGUAGAAAAAAAGUCAAGAUUUUUACUUCUAUAAACUCUCAAAUAAAAUAGCAGGAACAUCUCUUAGAUAGAUAAUUGCAGAAAUAUAACGAAGCGGUUGCAAAGAAUAGAAAAUUUAGAGCAUACAUUGAUGAUUUAAGAAAAGAAAGGAAUGUCUACAAAAAAAUUAAUAAGAAGCUUAAGGAAGAGCUGAAACUUAAGAAAAAAGACUUAGAGAAAGAGCUUAAAGAGGCUGAAGAAAUAUACUUAAGAAAGGAAAUGAUAAGAAAGAAGUUAUCUGAAUUGAAGGUAGAGACUGAAAAACAAGAUAUCGAUUAUGAGGAGGAAUUAAGAAAAUUGAGGAAAUUAAUUGAUAUUGAUAAGAAAAACGGAGUAUUUGAGGAUGAAAACUCAAAGCCUCAAGGUAAUUAGAAAACCACUAAAGAUAGCAAUAACAAUAAUAAUAAUAAGGACAAGAAAGGUAUUUUGAACAAUUAGAAAACUAUGCCAACACCUGGUAAAAACAAGAGAGGAUCCUCCACCGUGAAUUUCUAUCCUACAGGCAAGUCUCCAGAGAGGUAAGGAUUUCAAGGAAGAGAUUCUAUCCUUUCUCCAAUUGCUAAUUCAAAUAUUAAGAACUAAAGAUAAUCUGGCAGCAAGAUGUUUAACACUCUUGGACUUAAUAGCAACCACAGUCUCAGCCAUCAUAGUAAAUUUGGAGAUCACAUUGAAAAGAAAGAAACAUUAUAAACCUCACUCAAGUAGGUUGAGUAGUACGAGACAGCCUUCUAAUAAAUUAAAGAGGCUUCUGGGAAAUAGAAUUUAGAUCAGCUGGUAUAAAUGUUUGUCAAGUGGGAGACUAAAAUAUUUUCAAGAUUUAGCUUUAUAAAUGAUAUGAUAGCAGAAAAUGAUAAAUUAGAUGAGGAAAUAUCUUCAGUUGAAAAAGAAAUUCAAAAGUACAAGAAAAUGAUUGAAGAGGAGGAGAAAUAAAAAACAUAAAACAUUCAAAGAUAUAAGGAUAAAAUUGCACCAGAGAGCGUAAUUUAAAAGCCUGAAAAAUCUGUGCCACUUCGACAAAAGUAUAAGGAAAUAUUUGAGGAUUAAGAUGAGGAGAAUGAUUUUCUAUAAACUUUAAGGGUAAUGAAUGCUCUUAAAGUUGGAAUUCAGAAUAUUUUUGACAACAUCGGUUGUGCUAACGAACACACGUAGGAGUUAGUAGGAACACAUGGAGUAACUGAAUCUAAUAUGAUGUAAUAUCUUGGAAUUAUAGAAAUGAGAACUAAUGAAAUCCUUUAGAUGUAUGCAGCAUGUUAAAGCAAAGGCUUAGAUUCGAACUAAGGAAUUAAUCAGGUUUAAUAGCCAACAAAUAUGGCUAAAGAUAGAGAAAAGGAUAGAUAUUAUAUAGACGCUCCAGAUGUUGCUGCUGUUGAGGAAAACAAGAAGAAGAUUCCUGAUAAUGAAAAGAGAAAGAGUCAAGCAUAGUAGCAGAUUCAAAAUGAUGAUUUGGAUGAUAAGUUGCAAUAGGUAGAUGAAAAGGGCGAAGAUAAUGAUGACAUCAAAAUGUCAAUUAAAGAUAUUCAAAGGAAAGCGCAGGAAUUCGUAAAGGAAAAUCACGAGAAAUUUAUUAAGAAAAAGAAUAAAUCAAAAUAACAGAAUAAAUGA
Stylonychia lemnae is the source of this 1839-nucleotide messenger RNA. The record is from the annotation of a GenBank genome assembly. Lineage: Eukaryota; Ciliophora; Spirotrichea; Sporadotrichida; Oxytrichidae.